This is a messenger RNA of Pestalotiopsis fici W106-1, 1707 nucleotides long. RefSeq lists its product as uncharacterized. The transcript has 4 exons. Gene Ontology annotation, molecular function: metal ion binding. The record is from RefSeq and is a predicted model, not a curated record. Lineage: Eukaryota; Fungi; Ascomycota; Sordariomycetes; Amphisphaeriales; Sporocadaceae. The coding region runs from base 1 to 1707 and encodes 568 amino acids.
AUGGACUCCUCAUCUUUACCCACUACCAACAGUCCUGCCAUUAAAGCACCCUCCGACGUGUCCUUCUGCUCCUCCGGGGUCUCUCCUGCCUCAACACGAAUCGGCUCUCCAGCUAGCUCGCACUCGUCUUCCGCUCUUCUCGAUCUCGCACAGUUCACGAACUCGGAUAUAGAGCCCACCAGCAACACCUUACUAGAAUCUCAGCCGACGAUGGAACGAAACGCUUUCCAGUCGGUCAAUUUGCGCCGGGACAAGUUGAUUGCAGAGCGUAGCAACGAGAACAAUGUUAUGAGCAACGGUCCCCAGGCCCAGCGACCAUUUCCACUUCAGCAGCCUCAGACUCUGCGCCCGAGUACAAGCACUUCCAUCAGUGCCCAGGCUCUGCGUAGCCUCACUUCAAACAAUUGGCGAACACAGCCUCUUGGCGAGAUCAUGUACAAUUCUUUUGACCCUGUUGUUGGCAAUGUUCCUACUCCAAGUCAGGCCAGCCGUGGUCCUCCUUCUUCCUUUCCUGCCCACAGUCUGCCCAGACUGGAGCAACAUGCUGCUCUAAUGUCAUACCCCAACAUGGCCGCCUUCUCCGACCUACAGCUCGAUUCUUGCUACGCAUAUUGCUUUGAUCGUGGCAAUGGCCAAUACACUCAGCUCAUCCCAGCCGACAUGCUGCCUACUUUGCAGAAUGUUCCCGCACUUCAGCAAGGCUGCCAGGGAAUGAUUGUACUUCCGACGCCCCGUGCAUUUCUAUCGAACAGUCGAUCCAGCAACUCCGACCCGAUUCUUCUUAGAACUCCUCCCGCCACCCCCGGAAUCCCUGCUGAUAAUAUUCAGUCGCGGAUCGAUAACAUUGUUGCAACGACCCCUUCAACCCCCACGCACCAUAGCUCGAGCGCAUCAUUUUCGAUCAGUCACAUUAAUAACAGUCACCAGCAGCAGCACCAAGGUCAUCAGAACACGCCUAGCUUUCUUUCGAGCAACUCGGCCCCUCACCAUCACCAUCAACAACAACAACAACAGCAGCAACAGCCCCAACGACGACCCAAGGUCUACUGCGACAAAUGGGUUCACGAGGGCGUCUGUGCAUUUACCCAGCAAGGCUGCAAAUACAAACACGAGAUGCCAUUUGACAAGGUUACGCAGCACCAGCUCGGCUUGUUUCAUGGCCUCCCAGCGUGGUGGAAGAAGCACCAAGCCGAGCUCGCCAGGCAGAGGGAUGUGUCCCAGACCCUGGGCUCUGAGGCGCUUUCCGAGGGCGAUAACCCUGGGACCAACACCAAUCUAGGCAUGAACGAAGUGACACCUACGCACGAACUAAACGAAUUAAGCAACCGUACCGGCGCCAGAUAUGGCACCGAGAUCCGUGGCAACUUUGAUGAUUCAGUCAACAACUCCACGUCGGCCAUGGCUUGGCGACAGCAGAAUAGCCACGUCUUUGGCAAGAAUGGUGGAAUCGAGCAAUCUCAGCACAAUAGAGGAGGCUUCACCUCGAGAAAUGGCGUUGGUAGUCAGGAUUUGGGAUCUCGUGCCAACAAUUUUGCUUGGCACCCUUCACCCUUUGGCCCGAUAGCUCCUCCGCCGCCGCGCACUUCUGCACAAAUGAGUCGCAGCAUCGCCAGUCCCAUAGACGGCAGCUUGACUACUCAGGGAAAUUUGCCUACAAACAACCCCUACGCCUCCCUUGAGGCACUGGACGAUGGAAAGACGGACUGA